This is a messenger RNA of Coprinopsis cinerea okayama7#130, 2322 nucleotides long. RefSeq lists its product as hypothetical. The record is from RefSeq and is a predicted model, not a curated record. Bases 1 to 2322 code for a protein of 773 amino acids. NCBI's taxonomy places the organism in Eukaryota, Fungi, Basidiomycota, Agaricomycetes, Agaricales, Psathyrellaceae. Gene Ontology annotation, cellular component: plasma membrane; endoplasmic reticulum membrane. Gene Ontology annotation, biological process: fungal-type cell wall organization; (1->6)-beta-D-glucan biosynthetic process. The transcript has 10 exons. Gene Ontology annotation, molecular function: glucosidase activity.
AUGACCAGCCCAGCCGACCCGUUUGCGACUGUGGACGCACAUGAUACCAGCAGUAAUGCCCAGUAUGCAACGGCUUCCGACACUCUCAAAAGCCCAAACUCGACGACCGACUCAAGAACGGGCCUUAUGUCGCCUAACGAAGACUCUCGACUGCUUAGCCCUUCGACGUCACCCAACAUGCAAGAGUUUGGUACAAGGCUGUCACGGCGGAGUCCAUUGAACCCCUCGUCACCGCCGGUAUCGUCAUUCAACAACAGUCGGCAGCAUCCAAGCAGUAACGCCUCAACGUCCUCGAGACCAGCUUCAAGAAGCAGUAGCACCCACCCCUUUCUAGCGAGCAAACACCACAACGGCAGUAACGAUUCGGAUUAUUCGGGACCCCCCUUCUCACCGUCAACGCUUUCUACAAUGGGGCUGGGUGGUAGCACAGGACUGGGUCUACCUCUUUCCAGCGGUGGAGGAUCGGCAAGGGGUUCUAUGAUUCUGUACCGCCUAGCCGACGACCCGGCGACGCUGCGCGAUUCGUCCUUCCUGCAACCACCCCGGAUGACAGCUGGGAUGCGUGACAGCGUAGCUUCUUCUUCGGGCGAAUCGAUUCUGUCAUACGCCGAUUCCGACUCGAAAUACCCGUCCGGUGUAACAACGCCCCGAGGCCUCGUCCCAUACGUUUACGAUCCCACCACCGACGAAAACGACCCGCCCGAUGACGAGGACUUGCUCCAUGAUCCUGACUCGAAAGAGUUCUUCACGAAGCAUGGAAAGAGGGAGUUUCCGUGGAGAGGGGUGCUGAAUGUGACGGUGUUGUGCACGCUGAUCCUGGGGUUGCUUUGCCUAUUCGUGUUCUAUCCCGUGCUCAGCGCUUAUCGCAAUUCGGAGAGGGAUAAGAAGAUCGAGGGGAAUUUGAGGAUAAAUGGCACGGGACAAUCGCCAGUCUUGUUCCAAAUGCCAGAACUCAUCGACCCUGAUACACCUCACUCCGCUCGUACCCGCAUAGGCUUCGAUGGACACGAAUACGAACUCGUCUUUUCGGAUGAAUUCAACGUCGACGGUCGUUCCUUCUACCCCGGCGACGACCCCUACUGGGAGGCUGUCGAUCUGUGGUAUCAUGCAACGGGCGACUUGGAAUGGUACGACCCGCAACAAGUCACGACAAAGGAUGGCGCAUUGGUGAUCACGAUUGAUUCAGUUUCCCAAACUCAACCCGGACUGACGCAUGGUUCGACGGCCCCUUUUACGACAGCUGAAAACCACAACCUCGAAUACCGCUCCGGCAUGGUUCAAACUUGGAAUAAGUUCUGCUUCACCAGUGGAUACAUUGAAGUCGCAGUGACAUUUCCCGGUCCCAAUGAGGAUACGCAAGGUUAUUGGCCAGGUGCAUGGACAAUGGGCAAUCUCGCACGACCCGGUUAUCCGGCUACGACGGAAGGAAUGUGGCCUUACACAUACGAUACUUGCGAUGUCGGUACCUUCCCCAACCAAACGCGUCCAGACGGCUCUGGUCCAGCCGCUGCACUUUACUCGAAUGCAUCUCGAGAAAGGUACAACAACGAGCUAAGCUGGCUGAGUGGGCAGAGGUGUUCCGCCUGUUCAUGUCCCGGCUCUGAUCAUCCCGGCCCUCGCCACGACUUUGGUCGCGGCUCUCCCGAAAUCGAUAUCUUCGAGGCGUCGAGAGACAAGUCGCGCCCUCCUGUCGGUGGUACUGUCUCGCAGUCUGCACAAUUCGCCCCCUUCACACACGAUUACAUGAUCAUCAAUACGACUACUGACCAUUGGCAAAACUUUAAUCCUCCUUUGACAAGACCCAAUGCAUUCAGGGGAAGCGCUGUGCAACAGUCAGUAUCUGGUGUUACUCGUGUUCCCAGCGACAUGUUCCAGGGAUCGCCGCAGAAGCGGUUUGUCACUUUCGGUUUCGAAUACUGGGCCAACCCCCGCAACCGAGACGAGGGCUACGUCUGGUGGCAAGUCGACGACCAGCAAACGCAUCGCGUAGGCGCACGUUCCGUAGGCCCUGACCCUGAAGAGGAGGGCGGCGCUGGUAUUGGGCCUCGACUGAUCCCUGAAGAACCAAUGGCCAUUAUUCUGAACCUCGGCAUGUCGCCGAACUGGCAGACGAUCGACUUGUCCACGAUGAUCUUCCCCGGUGAGAUGUUGGUGGACUACGUGCGUGUAUACCAGAGGAGGGACGCGAUCAAUAUUGGAUGCGAUCCCCCCGACUACCCGACCAAGAAGUAUAUUGAGGAUCACUUGGAGGCUUACGAGAAUCCUAACAUGACCGAGUGGAGAUGGGAACGACCACGGAAUCGCUUGCUCGACGGAUGCUAA